Molecule: messenger RNA, 4479 nt
Organism: Tachyglossus aculeatus (Australian echidna)
Lineage: Eukaryota; Metazoa; Chordata; Mammalia; Monotremata; Tachyglossidae
Gene: DDHD2
Product: DDHD domain containing 2
Exons: 19
Coding region: 253-2400 (715 amino acids)
Cellular component (GO): COPII-coated ER to Golgi transport vesicle
Molecular function (GO): protein binding; metal ion binding; triacylglycerol lipase activity
Source: RefSeq, a predicted model, not a curated record
CCUGCUCGCCCUCCUGUUCCCUCCUCCUCCUCUUUCCUCCUCGUCCUCCCUCCUCCGUCCUCCUCGUCCUCCGCCCGGCGGAGCCUGGAAGCGCUCAGCGGAUCGGAUCGGAGCGGAGCAGAGCGCCUUGAACAAGGUCCACGGGUUCCAGCGCUUGGAGGAAGAACCGGGAAUCCACCUCCAAACGGUUAAUCUGCCUUUGGAAACAUUUCGGUUAAAGACAGUAACAACAAGCAUUUAAGAUAGUGCACAAUGUCAGCAGGGGAACAGCCACAGGAAGAAUUGCCCCAGCCAAAUCCUUCCCCGUCAACAAAUUCAUCCAGCUCCUUUGAGCUAAUCGACAUGGAUGCCGUCAACCUCUACGAGCCAGUUUCUCCUCACUGGUUUUACUGUAAAAUAAUAGAUUCCAGGGAGAUAUGGAUUCCAUUUAACAGCGAGGAUUCACGGCAACUGGAAGAGGCCUACAGUUGCGGAAAAAACUGUAAUGGCAGAGUUGUUCCCACUGACGGAGGCAGGUAUGAUGUGCAUUUGGGAGAGAGGAUUCGGUACGCCGUUUACUGGGAUGAGCUACCCUCUGAAGUGAGACGAUGUACUUGGUUUUUCAAAGGAGACAAGGAUAAUAAAUUUGUGCCCUAUUCAGAGGAUUUCAGCCAAGUGUUAGAGGAAACAUACAUGCUUGCCGUAACUCUGGAUGAAUGGAAAAAGAAACUUGAAUCUCCGAACAGAGAAAUCAUUAUAUUACACAAUCCAAAGCUGAUGGUUCAUUACCACCCAGUGCCCGGGGCUGAUGAAUGGGGCUCAACCCCUACUGAACAGGGUCGGCCUAGAACUGUGAAGAGAGGGGUCGAGAACAUCUCCGUUGACAUCCCUCCUGGCGAGCCGCUGCAAAUAGAUCAUCUGGUUUUCGUAGUUCAUGGAAUUGGACCAGCUUGCGACCUUCGGUUCCGAAGCAUCGUGCAGUGUGUUAAUGAUUUUCGUGGCGUUUCCUUGAGUAUGAUACAGGCGCACUUCAAGAAAGCCCAAGAAUUGCAACAGAUUGGGCGGGUAGAGUUUCUUCCUGUGAACUGGCAUAGCCCUUUGCAUUCCACUGGCGUGGAUAUAGAUCUCCAGCGAAUCACCCUGCCCAGCAUCAAUCGCCUCCGGCAUUUUACUAAUGACACCAUCCUGGAUGUCUUCUUCUAUAAUAGCCCCACUUACUGUCAGACCAUUGUGGACACCGUUGCUUCGGAAAUGAACAGGAUAUACACGCUCUUCCUGCAGAGGAACCCUGGUUUCAAAGGGGGUGUAUCCAUUGCUGGUCAUAGUCUAGGGUCUCUUAUAUUGUUCGAUCUCCUAACGAACCAGAAGGAUCCUCCGGUGUCUAACGACAGCAGUAAGGGUUCUCUCAAUGUUAUUUUGGAUCAAGGAGAUGCCCUCACUCUGGAGGAAGACUUGAAGAAACUGCAGCUCUCUGAAUUCUGCAGUAUCUUUGAGAAGGAGAAAGUGGACAAGGAAGCUCUGGCUUUAUGCACGGACCAGGAUCUUCAGGAAAUGGGAAUCCCCUUAGGUCCAAGAAAGAAGAUCUUAAACUAUAUUGGGAGUAGAGGUAAUGCCCAGAGUGCUAAACUGAGCCAGCAAUCGGCUCCACGGGAAGGCCAGGUAGAUGGGGAGAGUUUACUUACACACCAAACGGAAUCACGGUCCGGAUAUAACGAGUAUCCGGAUGUUGGCAUUGGGCAGGUCUCUGUGAAAUAUCCCCGGCUUGCAUACAAACCAGACAUCUUCUUUGCCUUUGGAUCUCCUAUCGGCAUGUUCCUUACUGUCCGAGGGCUGAAAAGGAUUGAUCCCACGUACAGGCUCCCAACUUGUAAAGGUUUCUUCAAUAUUUAUCAUCCCUUUGACCCUGUGGCAUAUAGGAUUGAGCCCAUGGUGGUCCCAGGGGUGGAAUUUGAGCCUAUGUUGAUCCCCCAUCAUAAAGGCAGGAAACGGAUGCAUUUAGAGUUGAGAGAAGGCCUGUCUCGGAUGAGCAUGGAUCUCAAGAACAACCUGCUGGGCUCUUUGCGGAUGGCCUGGAAGUCUUUCACCAGAGCCCCCUACCCAGCCCUGCCAGGCCCAGAAGCUGCCACCACGGAGGAAGCGGACUCGGAGCCCCCAGCAAGCCCGGAGAAGUCUAGCGACGUUAAAGCAGAGGAGCCCUCCUUGGAGGUGAAGGAAGAAGUUGCACCUAUCAACGUGGGCAUGCUGAAUGGGGGCCGGCGCAUUGACUACGUCCUGCAGGAAAAACCCAUCGAAAGUUUUAAUGAAUAUUUAUUUGCAUUACAGAGCCAUCUCUGCUACUGGGAGUCUGAAGAUACAGUGCUGCUGGUUCUCAAAGAAAUCUACCAAACCCAAGGAAUCGCCCUCGAUCAGCCGUCUCAGUGAAAAAGACUGACCCUUCGACCCAUGUGGCUGCAUAAAGUGUACCCUCCCCGCCCCCACCCAAGAAUCUUUCCGUGGAAAAUCCCUUGCUGCUGCUGCUGCUUUCUCCUCACCUGUGUUCGUCCCACACGUUGCCUGCCAUCUCCUCUCCACCAGGGACUUUCCAAGACACAUUUCCUCUCUGGUCAAAGGAGUGUGCUUUGGAGGGAGCAGAGGGGAGAUUCACCGUUUUCCCCCCCAACCAGUGCAAGCAUCUCUGAUUACCACUGACCAAGGCGUCUUUCUGGUGGAAUCUAGAUCAAUUCUAAAAUCACUCUUUCCUCCCACUUUAUCACCAGUGUACUGGUUGUCUACCGGUAAAAGCCCGUCCUAGGUUUUAUCGGUAUUGAGUGGGAUCUAAUUUUUCCUUUGAAAGGAGCCUGUGACUCAUGAUUUAGGUGCAAUAAGAACCUGUGGUCUAGCAAAUCCAAGAGGAGGAUGCGCUAGGGAAUACAAAAUGGCCUUUGUCCUUGAGUUACUGUGCACAGGGGACUUGAGGGUUCGGUUGAGCCGGCGGUCUUUCGGCAAGCGGUUAUUCAUCAAAUUUUGGUGUGCACAGUGGACUUGAGAAUCUUCACUGUAGCUUAAAGAUUAGAGUCUCGAUUCCUUUCAGGUGGGAGCGGCCGUUAGUGUUAGGAACCACCACCGUGAUUGAACUUUGCCUUGCAUAGCAUCUCCUAUUGUAGGGUUCUUCGAUUAGAGACCUGGAGAGGAAAGGGCCAGUGAUGGACAGAAUAUUACUAGACGCAUUCAGGAAAAGGUGCCAAGGGUUCUCUGGCCUGACCCAUCCCACUGCCCCUUCUACUCAGCUCUAGACGAUUGCUUUGGCGCGAUAGUUUCCUGUAAUGUUCCCCCCACACCUUUGAAUUGGGUCACGUUGCAAAAACUGACUUCCUGUUUUCCAGAAGAUAUGCAUGCUCCCGUUGGACUGUGUCUUGUUUAUCAGGCUAAUACCCUAACAACCUCACUAGGCGAGCCGUGAGGAUCAAACAAAACUUUUCUCUCUGCCAAACCCCUUCGAGUCAUGCUGUUGUGAUACCGAUUGCCAGAUCCAACCACUUGGUUACCUUGUUUUAUUUAUAAACAGUGUUGCCUUCCCUCCUCCCGGCUUGCCCCGCAAGUGUCGUCAGGAAAGGUUCCGGGCUGAGCUUGUUGACUAGGCAACAGUUUUGCUUCUAAGGGCCAAGCGCUUAACCACCGCAGAACCACAGCGCUGGUUGAGCUUGAUGUAACCAGGAACACAGGAAAGAGGAGAUUACGACCCUGUUGGAAAGGACCACAGCAAAGCCCACUGAUAGAAAAGGGAGGAGAGGACUCCCUGGCUGUUCAGCUGGGGGAUGAAAAGGGUUAUAAUAAUGGCUGCGGCUCACUGGUCCUCUUUGGGCGUCCGCCUAGGAUUCUUCUGCCUUUUGUCUCUGGUAGGGCCUAGUGAGUAAACAGAAAUAGAGGUGGGCUUUAAAAAGUAAUACAUUUCAAUUGCCUUACCACCCUAAGCCACAGCUUGGUACUUUUUCAUCUGGGUCACUGCAAGGGCAGAAGCACAAGAGCGGGUUAUAGCCUGUGUCCUGACACGUCGUGAAUGAACAAAGAGAGCCGAGCACAAUGGGGCGGAGCGGAGCCUGCCUAACUAAUGCGACCGAGGGAGUCAGAAGAUUGCAGCCACCGGCUUCUGUUUUAGAUGACGUAAUGCGCGAUUUCAGUUUGAAAAGGGCAGGGGUGGAGGUCCGAAGAAGCACCGAGUUACAGAACGAGCUUAGAGGAGCUACAGCGUGAGGAGGUAACGGUUUAAGAGCCGAACCAAAUGGGAGGCGAUACGAAACCUCUGUAACCAAAGAUGGAUAGGAGCGAUAUGUCUGUGUCUGUAGCAGAAGGAGAGGGGGACGUGUGAAACAGUUUUAGCCAGUGUCCUACUCCUUGUGAUGUAUAAGCUGUAACAUGCAUUUAUCUGUACAAUGUACUAAGCCUUCCAUUUCCAGCCCACUCUAUUUUCCUCAAUUGUAUAUUAUUUGCACUAUUUAAAAUGCAUCACAUGCACUCUCUCGA